AUGAUGAUGCAGUUUGGCCAGUUCUUGUCCCAUGACAUAUCAAAGAAUGCUCUAUCGAACGUGUGCACAUGCCAGAUGGGACCACCUCGUUGUGCCAAUGUUCCUCGCCCACGAACGGAUACAAUAGCAGGAGGCUGUGUUACAUUCACUCGAUCGAUCCCGGUGUGUGGGACAGGUCUUGGAACCCGUCCACGAGAACAGUACAACGAAAACACGGCUUUCAUCGAUGGUAGCUCGCUAGUAAAUGGACAUGCCUUCCCGCCCAACAAUAGACGAGAUGCGAUGAGUGUUGGAGAUGAUCGAGCUACGAUUUUCCUUGGUCUCGCAGCCUUCCACACUACCUUCCUACGUCUUCAUAACAGCAUAGCCGCCACACUACAGAACAUGAACCUUCUGUGGAAUCAAGAUCGUGUAUUCCAGGAAACCAGGAAAAUUGUCGGUUCCAUAAUACAGGUCAUUACCUAUCAAGAGUUUCUUCCUGCUCUUAUCGGUCCAUUCCACCCUCGACUAAUACCGCCAUAUGUGAAGUACAACCCAAUCGUGAACCCUGGUAUACUGAACGAAUUCGCUGGUGCUGCUUAUCGGCUUCAUGGAAUGAUUCAGGAGUCCUAUCCGCUUAUUGGACCCAACUUUGAACUCAGAGGGAAAGUUCCAUUUUUGGACGGUGUCGGAAGGAUCGAACAGGUGUUGUCAGCGAUUGAUGCAGUGUAUCGAGGCUUCAUCGCUUCCCCAGUUCGAAAUCCUCAACGUAUUACUACGUCCGUCACGGAACGAUUAUUCGGUGGAUCGGACAUGGCCACAAUAAAUAUCCAGUGGCCAGAAGUGUCGGACAAAGCCGUACGGGAACGAGUGGCACAACUAUACAGGACACCCGAUGAUCUCGAUCUGUAUGUGGGAGGAGUACUUGAAGAACCGAUCGAAGGCAGUCUUGUUGGACCAACCUUUGCCUGUAUUAUUGCUGAGCAAUUUGUACGACUUCGAGAUGGAGACAGAUUCUACUAUGAGAACGAAGGAGUCUACACGUCAGCGCAGUUGGCUGCUUUGAAAGCCGUCACUCUAUCAUGGGUUUUAUGUAAUACAAGUGAUGGAAUGAACAGAAUCGUUCCGAAUGCAUUCACCAUCGACCGUGGACAACGAGCUGUCGCCUGCUCAUCGUUACCAGGGCUCGAUCUUACCGCCUGGAAGGAAUAG
Haemonchus placei is the source of this 1191-nucleotide messenger RNA. NCBI's taxonomy places the organism in Eukaryota, Metazoa, Nematoda, Chromadorea, Rhabditida, Trichostrongylidae. The record is from the annotation of a GenBank genome assembly.